AGAAAGUAAAUAAUUUCCAAGGUAACAGUUUCUGCUAGGGGUCACUCUUGACACCUCCAUUGAUGACACCUAGCAGGUUGCGGAAUCCAAAUGUUGGCUGGAAUCUUCAUCAUCUUGGGGACACUUUUCCUGAAAAUCAUUAUCUCCUAGGAUUUUUAGGAAGCGACCUCUUGCCUGAAGGAGAGGAUGGUGAAGUAUCAAGAGCAGGGGAAGUGGGCACCUUGAGGAUCGAUGUGCAUAGAAUCCAAUGCGGAGGACUUGCAAUGGAAAGCUUGGAGUUCUUGGAUGAUGUCAUCAUCCUUGGAGGGUUUCAUGUCCAGGGGGCAAGAACUCGAUUUGUUGCACUCCACAUCAGAUGGGAAGCAGUAGGAUGGGAGCUGCAUAGGAGGAAAGAGCAGUGGACAAGAAGGGCGAGAGUUGGGAAGCAGAAUGCCCGUUUUGUGUCAAAUGAGUGUAAAUAGUUAGUGAUGAUAGCCUUAGGGUGAAUCCCAUGAUCGUCAUUCAAUUAGGGAUGGCAAUAGGUCCUACAGGGUUGAGGAAUGCUUUCAUUUGUGGGGAUGAAAAUCUUUGCAAGGAUUUUUGACAGAGGCAAAUUUUGCCUCGUGUUCUCCACCAAUCAUAAUUUCAGGCACAGUUUCUAGAUAACUAAAAAUAAUUUUUUCAA
Messenger RNA from Rubroshorea leprosula, 664 nucleotides. The record is from the annotation of a GenBank genome assembly. Lineage: Eukaryota; Viridiplantae; Streptophyta; Magnoliopsida; Malvales; Dipterocarpaceae.